AUGAUUCCUUCAAUACAUCUAAUAAAGAAGACCGCUUUCGUUCAUUUGCAUCAUGUGAAUAUGAUGGACAAAUCUAUAUGACGAUGCAAGAUUUCUUGGAGUCCAUUACUGAGGAGAAUCCAAGACCUCGAAUUGGCCGCUUUAAGCUACGCAGAGAAGAAGUAUCAAAUAUGCUGACCAACACACCACCCAAGACUAAAGGAUCAAAGAACUUCUUCAGAUCGUUGCUUGGUAGAGCCGACAGAAUAAGCGGAAUAAUCUCAUACACUGAGUAUCUGUUUCUGCUGUGUAUUCUGACAAAGCCCAAGGCUGGAUUUGAAGUAGCAUUUAAGAUGUUUGAUCGUGAUGGUAAUCAACGAGUUGACAAAAAGGAAUUCCUUCUGAUGGAAGAGAUAUUCCGGAUGAAGAGUGAACGCUCAGCCGAUGAAUCUUGUGACCUCUCAAAAAAGAAUACAAAAUCCAAAUCUUGUACAACCUCCUCUUUGAUGAUUCAAAACUUAAAGAGUAAAAAGCAAGACUUUGUUGUCCAGGAGACCACUCUACUGCGGUAUUUUUUUGGAUCAAAAGGAAGAGAAACUCUGGAUUUCAACACAUUCUGUCAGUUCAUGGAUAACUUGCAGACAGAGGUUCUUGAACUGGAAUUCAUGGAAUUUGCCAAAGGCAUGCCAACCAUUUCAGAGGCAGAUUUUGCUCAAGUUUUGCUACGCUACACACAGAUUGAUGAGGAUGAGAAACUAAGCUACUUUACCAGAGUCAGGGAGAAGAUUCUCCAUCAAAAGGGGAUAUCUUUUGAUGAAUUUCGGAACUUCUUUCAAUUUUUGAAUAAUCUUGAUGAUUUUGAGAUUGUUAUGAAGAUGUACACAUUUGCUGAUCAGUCCAUCUCACAAGCUGAGUUUGAACGAGCUGUCCAGGUCACCACAGGUCAUCAGCUUGCCCCACAUCUCGUUGACACAGUUUUCCAGAUUUUUGAUAAAGAUGGUGAUGGCAAACUAAGCCAAAAAGAGUUCAUUGGAGUCAUGAAGAACCGAAUACACAGGGGGUUUCGGGAACAUCUUAAGAGCCCUGUUGGAUGGUCAGGCUUCAAAGCCUGUGUUAAGCAUGAGAUUAAGUACAGCUUGUAAAACAGGAGAAACCACUUGCCCAUGUUAUUAAUGGCAAGUCAAUGAAGAUAUUAGUGGCAAGUGACACCAGUGGGUUAUAUUAUUAAUGACUGGUUUUAAAUUUGUAAUGUGAGCGAAGCAUUUGCCUGUAUCAUUGUAGUGCCAUGUCAACGUCACAAAGGAAAAGCACCUGACUAUAUCAGUAAUGGUAGUUCUUGUUGUUUUGAUGAGAAAGCACUUGACUAUAUCAUUAAUGGUAGUUCUUGUUGUUUUGAUGAGAAAGCACUUGCCUAUAUCAUUAAUGGUUGUUCUUGUUGUUUCGAUGAGAAAGCUCUUAUCUAUAUCGUUACACUGGCAAGUCACAGAGGAAAACCUUUAAUAAUAAUUUAUUAAUGGUAAUUCUUGUUGUUUUGGUGAGAAAAUACUUGUUCAUAUCAUAGUGGUACACUAGUUUGGUUGUUCAAGUAGGAAGCCAAUAUACCAAUAUCAUUAAUGGCUGGUUUUUAAAUGCUGAAAACCACUUGCCCUGGUCAUUUGUGGCAAGUCAUAAACCACCAUUAUUUUUGACAACAUUGCAUUAGAUUCACAAGUUAUUUAUUUAGAGACUCAGUCAAUAGGGCGCUUUCGAUUGUACGACGACGGUAGGACGUAGAACGUAAUGACGUCACUAAAAGUCAAUUCAGUUCAAUUUAAUGGAUAUCACUUUCGUAACAGUGGCACACGUUGGAUAAUACCCAAUGGUGCAUCCAAAUAUAAGAGGAAAAUAAUAAACUUAAACUAGGAGUAAAUUAAACUAAAAUGUAUAUACAAAGUAAAAUUUAUCAACAUGGCAUGUAGGUGUAUGUGGUAUGGUAGUCUUACAGGACCGUAUUAUUUACAGAGUUGUUGUAUGAAUGGCAAGUUAAUAUGAAGCUAGAACUAACAGACCCAAUUCAUGGGUUCAUAUUUACUACAAUAACACAUUCAAAGGGAAUAAACUAAAAAAAAAAAUAAAAAGGAAAAAAAAACAAAAACAAAAAAAAAAAAAAAAAAAAAAAAAAAAACAUUACAAGAUAUUUAUAACAAAAUAUAGACCUUAGAACUAACUGAUCAUAAAGGUUCAUAUUAACAGAUUAAAAAAGGAAAUACAAAAACUAAUUAAAGUGUAACGGGUGUUAAUGUGGCCAUGGAUUUAUAUAUUUCAGAUCUUAAUUUCCAAUGCGCCUUUGAGAAACACCUUACUAUAACUAUCAAAUAUUUCUGCUAAUUUAUGGUUAUCAGUUUGGUCAUUAAGAUUAUCGAGAAUUAAAUGAUGCUUAUCAUCUAACAAUUCGGUAAUAAAUGAUUUCCAAAAUUCACCUAA
This is a messenger RNA of Anneissia japonica, 2442 nucleotides long. Its product is annotated as calcium uptake protein 3, mitochondrial-like. Gene Ontology annotation, biological process: calcium import into the mitochondrion; mitochondrial calcium ion homeostasis. The record is from RefSeq and is a predicted model, not a curated record. The transcript is spliced from 15 exons. Gene Ontology annotation, cellular component: uniplex complex. NCBI's taxonomy places the organism in Eukaryota, Metazoa, Echinodermata, Crinoidea, Comatulida, Comatulidae. Gene Ontology annotation, molecular function: calcium ion binding. Bases 78 to 1121 code for a protein of 347 amino acids.